AUGUCUGGGGGCAUGAGCCGCGCCGAGCGGUUCGAGGAUGAGAAGCGACGUAUCAUCGACAGCUGUUUCAGCAAGAGAGAGGAAGAUGGCUCCGGUAUGCUCCCUAUCUCUGCGUCUCCUUGUCGACUGCUUCCAGGAAACGUAUAUUACACACCUCAGAAUUCUCGAUCGAGGAACCCCCAGUCAGAGAAGCCCCGUGUCAUCAUCGUUGCCGUGAGGAAGUCAGGCAGGGUUCGGGUGCACAAGACAAAGGAGAAUACAAACGGUACCUUCUCGAUAGGCAAAACCUGGAAUCUCGACGAUCUGUCCGCCAUCGAGUCUUAUACCGGGCCCAAUGUCGCUCCUGACGCCCGCCAGUGGGCAGGAGACAAUGGCUUUGUCGUUACUCUCGGCAAGGCAUACUACUGGGAGGCCCAGACGGACAGAGAGAAGAAGUUCUUUAUCGCUAGCCUGAUCAAGAUUUACGGAAAAUAUACUGGUGGCCGCGUCCCAGUUCUCACCAACUUCGACCAGCGCGAGCUUGACCAGGUGCUUGGCGGAGCUGCGAGGCGGACGCCAUCUGCCCAGCAAACACCAAACUUGCCCUCACCCAUACCCAACCGACCUCCGGCCUCUCCGGCAAGACCUCCUGCACCCAACGCCGUACCCAGCUUCGAUGGCAAUGGCUAUGCCGUUCCAGAGUCCUCGCCAGCGAGUCUUGCCCCUAGCAUCGACUCAGCCCGGAACUUCCGAAGUCAGGAUCCUGCCUUGCGACAGCGGUUGGCGGUUAACAAUGGUAGUCAGGAUUCGGUAUCUAUAGCGAACAAGAGCGGAGAUGAGGGCUUUCGACCGAGGUCUCGAGGGAGGCCCAAUGGCACCUCACCAUACACCAAUGCGUCCGAGCCUGUUCCGCCAGCCCUGGCACCCGCUUUCGUUCCCACGCCCAGCCCGAGCACAGGGAAGCCUCCAGAGCGAAAGCGCCCUCCUAUGGAUCCUUUGAGACCUACAGGGCUACCACCAGACGACAACCUUGUUCCUGCUCCCUUGAGCAGCACAACCUCACGCCGGGAAGCCUCGCGGGGACCGUCGCGGGAACACUCGCCCGUCGCGCCGCCGCCGAGAAGUAUUGAGCGUAUGUCGCCGAGAAAGCCGUCGAUGCGUUCUCAGCUCUCCGAAGCCACACCCCCGAUAGACGAGAUUACUUCCAAGCCGGUCGAGCCACCACCCAGACUCGACACUGCCCCGCUCAAACCCGAUCCAAAUGGUGCCAAGGUUGACAGCCCAGCGGUCCCCAGCCCGACAGUGCCUCCCUCUGCCUCAACAACGUCUGAGACCCCGACUGAGUCGCCACUGUCGCCCGAGGAGGAACAUCGCCCUGGCCUAGGUCCAAUGAUCAGAGCGAGGAAGCCGAAGAAUGAGCUGGCAGGGGCAUUAUGGAAAGCCGCGACAGCUGCCAGUGUAUUCAAGCCGCGCGCUGGGGGAGCGGGUGAAAAGUUGCUCAAGGCUGCUAAGACGCAGAGCAAUGGACCUGACGGCAUCACCGCAGUCGUGCCUGCGCCUCCUCGGCCCGAACCCGAGAAGAAACCAGAAUCGAGGCCAAUGACGCCUGAAGUGCCCGAGGUAAAAGUUUCCAGGCCAGACACAAGUCUCUCGUCGAGUGUACAGGACCUCAAGACCGAACCACAGCCUGAGCCGAAGAAGACACCAGAGCAGGAGCUACAGGACGAACGCAAACGAUCCAUCGUGGUCGGCAACGACAUGAGAUACCUUACCACCUUAGGCGUUGACCCGUCGAUCCUGGACAAGAAGACUGCACAGUUCACGGAGUGGUUGGAUUUUUUCUCUUGGGUUCCUGGUGAUAAAAUGCGGUCCCUCAAUUUUGAUGACAUGAAGAUCGAUCUCGACCGCGAGCUCAACAAGGCACAGGCAGGCGGAUGGCUCGCUCGGUUCCAAGAGGAAGACGAGCGAGUAGACGGCAUCAAAAAGGGUAUUGAUACCGCAAUCGAGGAAUGCGAAGAGCUGGAUAAUCUCUUGACACUGUAUGGUGUCGAGCUUUCCACGCUUCAAGACGAUAUUGCUUAUAUCGAGGCCCAAGGUCAAGGUCUUCAGGUCCAGGCCGCCAACCAGAAGCUGCUCAAGAAAGAACUUGAGUCUUUACUGGAGACGUGUGCUAUCACUGCCAACGACCUGCAGGCUCUGUCAACGGCGCCUCUGGACACUGCGGACGGUGUCGAAGACGUUGAGACCGCUCUUGUUACACUGUAUAAGGCUAUGCAUAAGAUCGACCCAAGCAUGGGUGGCAGCGAUGCGAUCAAGACAGGCGACGCAAGCAGUGACCAAGCGAUCGACUUCAACGGCGACUAUGCGAAGAUGCGAAUCGUUCAGGAAAAGAAGCAGAUGUACCUGCAGGAAAGCGCAAUAUUCAUGCAGAGACUCGUCGAGUUCAUGGCAAGGGAGUUCGCAUUGGCUUAUGAGGAGGUGAGACGAGCACUCAAGGGCGCAUUGCACAAAAAGAUCGACUCGCACAAUCACGAUGCUGGCCGGGACCUGCUAUGGAAGUACGAGGCGCUGAUGCUGUACGCCCGGGACGUUGACCUGGAUAACUGGAACCGAUUGAUCCAGGAGUAUCAGGAUGCCAGUCACCCGACCUAUAAGAUGGAGUUCCGGGAUGCACUGGAUUCGUGGAAGAGGAAUGCACGGAAGGCCACGGGAGAAGAGGCCCUCCUCUUUACUACGGAGUCAGAGAAGAAGGAAGAAGGUAUCGCCACGGCUGCCAGGAAACUCACCGUCAAGCGAAGCCAGACACUUGCCAGGAUCCGGUCCCCGCUGGGCGAAAGCAAAGGUGAUGCCAGCAAGAGCACGAUCGACUUGUCACGAAGCUCGCCCUACGAGGUCUUCGCGGGCGUGCUCGAAGACCUGCUGCCACUGGUCGAGAUGGAGCAGAAUUUCAUCGUCGACUUCUUUCACGCCACGACGCUGGAGCAGAUCGACUUUCCCGAUGCUGUUAUGGCCGUCAGUCCUCGGGAUCGUAGGGGCAAUGACCUUAGGAGGCAUAGACUCAUGGAGCCCGAUCGAGAUCUGGCGCGCAGAGUUACGCGGUCGAUGGAGGUGAUCUUCCCAUUCUUGGAGAAAGAUCUAGGUAAUCUAGUUGAUUGGGUAUUGGUGCAAAGCCCACUGCAAGGUGUUGGCGUCAUGGCCAGCAUUGAGCGAAAGCUCGCAGACAUUGCGCAGUCCAAUCAGGAGUUUCUGAACACGGUUCUGCAGAAGGUCCACGGAAACCUCACCGGCAAGUUUAAGCGAUUUGUCGAAGACCAAAUCCGUGCUAUCGAAGAGACCAAGGUCAAGAUCAGCAAGCGCAAAGGCGUCAUCGCCUUCAUGCGUGUUUUCCCGCCCUUCAGCAUGGCUGUAGAGAACAUGCUUGUCGGUAUCGAUCCCAACCUAAACGUCCGUCGCACCAUCGACCGCGAAUACGACCGCAUUCUCAAGUCCAUGUUCGACUCACUGAAGGUGAUCGCACGAGAGAAUCCAGCCAUAGGCAACACAGCCAGCGGGGCUGGGGCAGAUCCCGAGGAUAAGGAGGCCUUGAACUACCACAUCUUGCUGAUCGAGAAUAUGCACCAUUACAUUGAAGAAGUCGACACCCAUGGCCUCGAGACCCUGGAGAGAUGGAAGCUGGCGGCCCAGGCCGAGCAGGAUGAGCACAUCUCGCGCUACCUGGACGCGGUAAUGCGCCGGCCGCUCGGCAAGCUGCUGGACCAGAUUGAGAACAUUGAAGACCAGCUCAAGAACGGCAGGCCACCAGCUAUGAUCGCUAUGCAGGCGUCCAACAACAAAGCGACGUUCGACAAGGUGCUGCUACACUAUGACGCACGCGAGGUGCGCAAAGGCAUCGAGGCCCUGCGCAAGCGCGUUGAGAAGCACUUUGACGAGAGCCCUCGUCUGGCGGGCAUAAUUACGAUGACGUGCGAGGGAUACUAUGGGGAGGUGGACCAGAGAAUCGGGAAGAUCGUCACCGAGGUGUACGGCGGCGAGACCCUGGUGGAGUGGCCGCGCAUGGAGGUCAAGAAUGCUUUCAGAAAAGGCGAGACGAGUUUUUGAUGGGUUCAACCUUGCAUUUGUUUACACGACGACCCCCAACCCCCCAACUAGCGAGAUACCAUACCGUUACUAUAUCUUAUCUGCAUCAGGGAAUUGGAUCAUGUCCCCUACUG
Molecule: messenger RNA, 4190 nt
Organism: Cryphonectria parasitica EP155
Lineage: Eukaryota; Fungi; Ascomycota; Sordariomycetes; Diaporthales; Cryphonectriaceae
Exons: 8
Coding region: 1-4077 (1358 amino acids)
Biological process (GO): Golgi to plasma membrane transport; exocytosis
Cellular component (GO): plasma membrane; exocyst
Molecular function (GO): phosphatidylinositol-4,5-bisphosphate binding
Source: RefSeq, a predicted model, not a curated record